AUGGUCAACAUUCCUAAGACCAGAAAUACCUAUUGUAAGGGUUCCAAGUGCAGAAAGCACACCCCUCACAAGGUCACUCAAUACAAGGCUGGUAAGGCUUCUCUUUUCGCCCAAGGUAAGAGACGUUAUGACCGUAAGCAAGCCGGUUAUGGUGGUCAAACCAAGCCCGUUUUCCACAAGAAGGCUAAGACUACCAAGAAGAUUGUCCUUCGUCUCGAAUGUACCGCCUGUAAGUACAAGAUGCAACUCGCCAUCAAGAGAUGUAAGCACUUCGAGUUGGGUGGUGAUAAGAAGACCAAGGGUGCUGCCCUUGUUUUCUAAGCUUGUCGCUUUGUCUGUCGCUUCGUCAAUGUUCCCUCUUUUUUUCAGCUUUAUAUAAUCUAUAUAAAUAAAAAUUAAAUUGAUCAUUGAACACAAA
Mucor mucedo is the source of this 418-nucleotide messenger RNA. Its product is annotated as zinc-binding ribosomal protein. Lineage: Eukaryota; Fungi; Mucoromycota; Mucoromycetes; Mucorales; Mucoraceae. Bases 1 to 321 code for a protein of 106 amino acids. Gene Ontology annotation, molecular function: structural constituent of ribosome. The transcript has 3 exons. Gene Ontology annotation, cellular component: ribosome; cytosolic large ribosomal subunit. Gene Ontology annotation, biological process: translation. The record is from RefSeq and is a predicted model, not a curated record.